Gavialis gangeticus (Gharial) is the source of this 2250-nucleotide messenger RNA. RefSeq names its product keratin 222 (gene KRT222). The record is from RefSeq and is a predicted model, not a curated record. Gene Ontology annotation, molecular function: structural molecule activity. The coding region runs from base 98 to 940 and encodes 280 amino acids. NCBI's taxonomy places the organism in Eukaryota, Metazoa, Chordata, Crocodylia, Gavialidae. The transcript is spliced from 6 exons.
CCUCUUCCUGCUCUCACUGCAGGCCGUGUAGGCUCUGCAGCAGCUGGCUCAUCCUAUCAAUAAGGUUCAGUUAGCCAAGGUGGAGGAUGGGAGUGGAAUGGAACUGUCCCAGCUCCUCAAUGAGAUCAGGGCAAACUAUGAAACGCUCCUCACCAGAAAUCAGAUAGACACCGUCCUCUCAACAAGCACCCAGCUAGAAGAAGCUACAAAUGAAAGAAUGGACAAAGAUGAAGAAGAUUUAAAGGCAGCCAGAGCAGAGCUCAGUGAAGCCAGGCGUCAGUGGCAUCAUAUGCAAAUUGAAAUUGAAUCUCUCCAAGCUGUGGAAAAGGCUUUGGAAAAUUCAUUGCUUGCCACAGAGCACCAUUACCAUAUGCAACUGCAGAGUUUAGAAGCUGAAAUUGAAGGCUUAGAAAAAGAGCUACAGGAAGUGAGAAAAGGUAUUGAGAAACAGCUUCAAGAGCAUGAAAUUCUACUGAAUACAAGGAUGAGGCUGGAGCAGGAGAUAGCAACAUAUCGCAGGCUGCUAGAAAGAGAGGAGAACAGGUUUCGUUGUUCUACGCACCAUAGAAAAGAUGACAGAAAACCUACCACCAGCAAGAUAGCUUUUAUCUUACCUUCAACUGGGGCCAUAAAGAAGCAUGAGACUGAAACAGAACUAAUGACAAAGCAAGCAAGCCUUAAUGGAAACAUGGUGAAGGAAAGGGCUGAAGCUCAUGGCACGAUACAGACAGAAAAAGUGGAUGAAGUUAUUAAAGAAUGGGAAGGUUCUUUCUUUAAGGACAACCCUCGCUUAAGGAAAAAAUCUGUUUCUUUGCGCUUUGAUCUCCACCUAGCAGCAACAGAUGAAGGCUGUUUACAGACUAAACAGAAUAAUCUACCUGAUAUUGAAGUCAGGCUGGUAAUGAGGCGGUCUUCUAGUAUUCCAUCCAUCAAACCUUAACCUGCAGCAAAUUAAUCCAAAGAUCCUUUACAGUGGGCUUUGGAAAUAAAUACAUUAGGAUGAACCUAAAUAGACCAUAUGGCCUCCUCCCAUCUUGUCACAAUUAGGAAAUGUUACUAAGUAUGUAUUUUAAUGAACAUUUGAAAAAUGUAUGAUUCUUUUUUAAUGAAAGGGAGAAAGGGAGGGGUGUAAGAUUUCAAGAAACAUAACUCCUAUUAGUUUUUUACUUUUUGUGAUGUCCUUUAAUUUUCUCAUUAUUUCUUUACAAAAGUCUUACUUUGCUGUGUAGAGUAUCCCUAAAUAUUUAAGAAUUAAACUAAAGCUGUAAACCUUUACAAAUUGUACUUUUAUAAAAGAGAAUCUGGCUUCUCUUAUCAAUUAAUGAAAACUAUACAUUUCAUUUUCUUAGUUUCACAAAACCAUAAUGAUUUAUAAUGCAUAAGUCUUGCAGUCAUUUUUACCAUAAAAGGUAUCAUACAAAAGGUAUACAUCAAAAAACAUUUUACUGGCAUAAGUUAAAUGCAUAAAAGCUCUCAUAACAUCCAAACUAUUAAUAAAUAACAAAUAAUUUUCCUUUGAAAGGUACAUAAUAUUUUUUACAUAUCUGAAAGUAACCACUCAAAAAUAGGCGACUUUCUCCCAUGCAGUUAUGCACACUAACAAAUAAUAUUGAGCAUACCAUGCAAUAGGUUUUUAGCAGAAUUCCUCAUUUCAGCCCAUUUACAUUAGAACUAGGGGUAUGAUAUGGGUCACUGAGUUUUCUCACCUAUACAUUACACAAGAACUGCCUUUUUCAGUUCUACUGAGAUAGCAUCAGGGUUUUACCCUGUGUAUCAUUACAAACAAAAAAUUGUAAUGGACUUCAGUGGGACAAGCAUUUUUUCUCACAUAUACAGAAUACUACGCUAUUCUGAUAAGCCUUCCAUGCACAGUAUUUCCGGCUUCCAUAACCAUGACUUUGGUAGAAGUUCUUCACAUAGAAGGCCAGCAGCUUUAGCCUUACAGUAGGGACAGAAUUCAAAGUUUCUCAACAUUCUUUCCAGCAGAGUCCAGACUUUGCUGUCAGGCUUAUUUCUGUUUUUUUAAAAUCAAUAAUUGCCUAAUGUAAAACGGUCCUGCAAUAAAGAAAGUGGGAGUCUGCCUCUGUAGUUAUGGCACUCUCCUGACAGCAGACCCUGGAACCCAAGGGUGUUAGUACAUGCCACAUUUAUUGCCUUUUGCACUGCAACAGAUUUAUGAAAGUUUAGGGCUGGAAGGGAUCUCAUGAGAUCACUGGGUCCAGCCCCCCUGCUCUGGGCAGGAAAGACUGU